AUGCAGGUUGGCUUCACCGGGUGCUUCCUGGUGGAGCUCUUAGUGCGAUGGGCAGCUGAAGGUGUCAUCGAUUUCUUCAGGUCUGCUGACCUGGUGUGGAAUGUACUGGACGUCAUUUGCGUCCUCAUUGGUGUGGUGGAUGCUUCAGCUGAGAUUGUCAUGCUUGCAACAGGGCUCGAGGAACAGACUCCUCUUCGGGGCUUUACCGUGAUGAGGGUGCUGAGGGUGGUGCGCCGUCAUGCAUCAGCUAGCAGGCAGCUCACCCCACAGCAAACAUGUGACAAGUUGCGACGAAAGAAGGUGAUCCGGAUUAUGCGAUUCUUCCGUGAACUCCGCAUGAUGAUCUUCAGCACGGUGAACUGCUUGAAGUCCGUCGUUUGGAUCAUUCUAUUUCUGUUCGGGCUUUUCUACAUGUUUGGUGUUGCCUUCACGCAAGCAGUUACAAGCUAUCUCGACAACCUUGAGAUGAGAAAGCUGUCCGAGUACUCUUCCUUGCAGCUGUACUUCGGCACUCUGGACAGCUCUAUACUGGCUUUGUACAUGGCAAUGUCCGGGGGACAGAACUGGCACGUCUACUACGACUCGCUGGCCACCAUGAGCGGCGGGGAGUUCUGGUGCUUGCUCUACAUCCUCUAUAUCACCUUUGCUUUGUUCGCCGUAGUCAACAUUGUCACUGGAGUGUUUGUAGACACCGCCCUUCAGUCCAGCAAAAACGAUCGAGAAGUGGUCGUGCAGGAAGAGCUGGAGCAAAAGCAGGAUUACCUGAAGCAGCUUCAUCAGCUGUUCCAGGCUAUCGACGAAAACUCUGAGGGUCGCAUCACUCGCGAGGUCUUGCAGCAAGCUUUCAAGCAUGAGACCAUCCUUGCAUACUUCUCCCAUCUGAAGAUAGAUGUCCCAGAUGCGGCCACGCUUUUCGACCUCUUGGACUUCGAUCAGUCCGGCACGAUCGACUUGGAGGAGUUUCUUCAUGGUUGCUACCAACUCCAUGGUGAGGCAACACACCUGGAAGCUAAGAUGAUGCAAGCAGAAGUGAGGUUUAUGAAGGAAAACUUGAUCAAGCUUGUCGAUGACAUGCAGAAAGUGCAUACACAGCUAAAGUUUCUGAAGCGAUUGCCUUAG
Messenger RNA from Symbiodinium sp. CCMP2592, 1119 nucleotides. The record is from the annotation of a GenBank genome assembly. Lineage: Eukaryota; Dinophyceae; Suessiales; Symbiodiniaceae.